Molecule: messenger RNA, 744 nt
Organism: Homarus americanus (American lobster)
Lineage: Eukaryota; Metazoa; Arthropoda; Malacostraca; Decapoda; Nephropidae
Product: tyrosine-protein kinase yes-like
Exons: 1
Biological process (GO): protein phosphorylation
Molecular function (GO): protein kinase activity; ATP binding
Source: RefSeq, a predicted model, not a curated record
AUGGAAGCUGUGCGCGAUCUGUACUGGGACGAGGUGGAGAAUCUGGUUCAAAACAACAUUUGCGUUUUAGGGACAGGAACACAUGGCACAGCCUACUUAGUUCGGUGGGGUGGGGAGACGGCAGUCCUGAAGGUUGCCCAUAAGUCUCAUGCGGUAAGAAGUUUUUGGCAAGAAACUGAAGCCUUGCUUCGUCUCGACGGGGCCGGUGGAGCACCAAGGGUCACCGGCUUCUGCAAUGAUCCACCAGCUAUUCUGCAAGAGUUCAAGGGCCUCGUCACCUUGGAAGACAUCUUAAAUCAGCUACAUGACGAGCGGGAGACUCGAUACAACUUGAUAGAGGUGGGUCUGCGGAUCGGGGAGCAGCUUGAAGACUUUCACCGAUCUGGUCUCAUCCACAAUGACCUAAAGAGAGACAACAUCCUCGUCAACGGGUCACCAUCCAACCCACAAGUCAGUAUUAUUGACGUGGGUUUGGCCUGUUACUCACACGAGAACAUUAGGUGUAACAGUGAUCCCAACAAAUUCCCCUGGAUGGCCCCCGAGGUGUGUCUGGGCCAAGAGAGCACCAGGGCCUCGGACACAUACUCCUAUGGGGUUUUAUUGUCCAAGUUGGCCGUCAAGGCACCCGGCUACCACCCAGACGUGUUUGCCCUCGCCCUCCAAGCCACGGAGUACAACCCUUAUCACCGCAUAUCUCUGCCGAACCUUCUUCAUCGUCUCCGGGGACUCCUUCGCCACAACCAA